AUGGCGCAGAACUCUCCGGAACUUGGCGUGGUUCUUGGAGGUAAACGUCCCUCAGCCCCAAAGACCCCAACUAGCGUCCCUCAGCCCCAAAGACCCCAACUAGCGUCCCUCAGCCCCAAAGACCCAACUAGCGUCCCUCAGCCCCAAAGACCCCAACUAAGCCCCAAGCCCCAACUAGCGUCCCUCAGCCCAAAGACCCCAACUACGUCCCUCAGCCCCAAAACCCCAACUAGCGUCCUCAGCCCAAAGACCCCAACUAGCGUCCCUCAGCCCCAAAGACCCCAACCCGUCCCUCAGCCCCAAAGACCCCAACUAGCGUCCCUCAGCCCCAAAGACCCCAAACUAGCGUCCCUCAGCCCCAAAGACCCCAAACUAGCGUCCCUCAGCCCCAAAAGACCCCAACUAGCGUCCCUCAGCCCCAAAGACCCCAACUAG
This is a messenger RNA of Penaeus vannamei (Pacific white shrimp), 435 nucleotides long. The record is from RefSeq and is a predicted model, not a curated record. Lineage: Eukaryota; Metazoa; Arthropoda; Malacostraca; Decapoda; Penaeidae.